Molecule: messenger RNA, 1762 nt
Organism: Hevea brasiliensis (rubber tree)
Lineage: Eukaryota; Viridiplantae; Streptophyta; Magnoliopsida; Malpighiales; Euphorbiaceae
Product: protein trichome birefringence-like 23
Exons: 3
Coding region: 243-1616 (457 amino acids)
Cellular component (GO): Golgi apparatus
Molecular function (GO): O-acetyltransferase activity
Source: RefSeq, a predicted model, not a curated record
UGCUGGGGAAAAGUCUGCCAGGUACAGUCCACAAACAUCCAUCUGGUUUUUCCAUGUUUUCCCUCAAAUAACAUAAUUUAUGUUUAUCGAGGAUAGUAAUAUCUUCAAUGUCGGUAACUUUGUUCCACUUGAACGCUAAACAGUUAACACCAUCUCUUCUUUGAUUGUUGUUUGCUUAAUUAAGCUCAAAGAUCUUUGAGAUCGAGAGAGGGUGCUUGAGCAAAGCAGAGCAGUGAAGGGAAAUGAAAUUUAUUUGGAGGCUAUGGUCUCUUAACAAGCACAACCAUUGGUUAUUCAAGUUAGCAGUUGCCAUUCUCUUGGUGGGUCUUGCUUUUAGGCUCUUCUUCUAUCAAUCUACCAGAUUUGAACCCAAUUUCGAUGACUCUUUUGUUGACAAAACUGAAGUGCCAAAGCCACCACCAAUUUCUGUUAAUAUUCCGAAGCCACCUGCUUCUGUUGAUAUUUCAAAUCCACCUGCUUCUGUUGACAUUCCAAAUCCACCUGCUUCUGUUGGUGUGCCAGAACCUGAAGAUGAGGAGGCGCCCAAUAAUGAACUUUAUACAGGUGAGUGUGAUCUUUUUAUUGGAGAUUGGAUUCCCAGCCCGUCAGGCCCGAUUUACACAAAUGCUAGCUGCCCUUUGAUUGAAGGUCACCAGAAUUGUAUUAGGAAUGGGCGACCGGAUUCAGGUUAUCUAUUCUGGAGGUGGAAUCCACGAGAUUGUGAAUUACCUCAAUUUGAUCCACAAAGAUUUCUUGAGUUAAUGAGGAAUAAAACAUGGGCAUUGAUCGGUGAUUCAAUAUCUCGCAACCAUGUGCAGUCAUUGCUGUGCAUGCUCUCCCCAGUUGAGCAAGCUGUUGAAGUUUAUCAUGACGAGGAAUACAAAUCAAAAAGAUGGCACUUUCCUUACUACAACUUCACCAUGUCAAAUGUUUGGUCCCCUUUCCUCGUUGAGGCAGCAAUCUUUGAAGAUAAUGAUGGUGUUUCAACAGCUGAAGUUCAGCUGCAGCUUGACAAACUUGAUAAAAAUUGGACAAAUUUGUAUGGGAAUUUGGAUUACGCCAUUAUCUCAACUGGAAAAUGGUUCCUUAAAGCUGCAAUCUAUCAUGAGAAUGACACAGUAGUGGGCUGCCAUAUAUGUCCUGGAAAGAACUUUACAGAGAAGGGAUUUGUCUUUGCUUAUGAGAAAGCCCUCCAUUAUGUGAUGGACUUCAUUGCAACAUCCAAGCACAAAGGGUUGAUCUUUUUUAGGACAUCAACUCCUGAUCAUUUUGAGAAUGGAGAAUGGCAUAAUGGAGGAACUUGUCCAAAAACAACACCUGCUAAAGAGGGUGAGAUGGAAAUGAAGGACUUGAACAGGAUUCUGCGUGAAACUGAAUUAGCAGAGUUUGAGAAGGCAUCAGCAAAAGCUGCUGAAAACGGAGUAAAUCUUAAACUUCUUGACUUCACAAAUCUUUUAGUAUCAAGGCCUGAUGGUCAUCCAGGCCCAUACAGACAGUUCCAUCCAUUUGCUGAGGACAAAAAUGCCACAGUUCAGAAUGAUUGUCUACAUUGGUGCUUGCCUGGGCCAAUUGACUACUGGAAUGAUGUGAUAAUGGAGAUGGUAGUUAAUAGUUGAGAAAAUCAGCAAGAGGACUAAACCUGCUGCAUUUUUAUCCUAUAAUUUUCAAUUAUACGAAUAUUGUUGAUGAUUCUCAAUGGAAGUCACAGAUGAAUGGCAGCUUGCUAGUUUCUAGCCUGUACAUAAUGGCACCGGUACCAGCA